This is a messenger RNA of Iphiclides podalirius (scarce swallowtail), 363 nucleotides long. Lineage: Eukaryota; Metazoa; Arthropoda; Insecta; Lepidoptera; Papilionidae. The record is from the annotation of a GenBank genome assembly.
AUGAAAGUGAUAGUAGCAUUGUGUUUGCUGGGCCUUGCCUUUGCUGCACCACCACCAGCAUCCUACACCUCAGACAGCAAAAACGCUCAAAUUCUCCGAUAUGAAAACGAUAAUACCGGAUUUGGAUCAUACAAGUUUGAAUUCGAACAGACCGAUGGCACGAAACACGAGCAGCAAGGUGAGGUGGUAAAUGAGGGCCGUGAAGAUGAACAUCUUACAAUUAAAGGAAGAUUCACAUUCGUGGCACCAGACGGUGUAGUUUACACCAUUACGUAUGUCGCUGAUGAAAACGGUUACCAACCUGAGAUCGAACAGGGGCCAGGUGGUGCUGUGCCGGACGCGGUAGUCGCUUCGCUUCUUGGU